Vicia villosa (hairy vetch) is the source of this 1746-nucleotide messenger RNA. RefSeq lists its product as uncharacterized. Bases 1 to 1746 code for a protein of 581 amino acids. The transcript has 2 exons. Lineage: Eukaryota; Viridiplantae; Streptophyta; Magnoliopsida; Fabales; Fabaceae. The record is from RefSeq and is a predicted model, not a curated record.
AUGACCCCACAGGCUUCAAUGGGCAAUUUUAAAGUGAUAUUCUUCACAAAGGGUUCAUUUGUAAAAGAUCCCAAGAUACGAUACGAGGGUGGAAAUGUGUUUGCCGUUACUGGUCAAGAUCCAUAUAUUUGGUCAUAUUUCGAAGCUAUAGAUUUAGUUAAAGGGAUUACUCCUGAUUUUGAUGCUAGCAAAGUCACGAUGUGGUGGAAACAUGAUGGUGGCAGCUUUGAAGCAGAUUUGAAACCAUUUAGGGAUGAUGGAGAUGUUGUUGAGCUGGGUGUGUAUGCGUAUGCAAACGAUGUUGAUGUUGAGAUAUAUAGUGAGGAAAAACCAGAGACAGGAGAGGCAACAUUCAUGGAGAAGGUUAUAGAUAAAGGAAAGGGAAGAAAGAGAGAUGAGGUUGAGUAUGAAUCUAGUGAUGAAUCAGUCAAGGAUGUACACUUUGAAGACAGUGAGGAGGAAAGGAUGAAGGAAUCUGAUGAUGGGAUUGAAGUUGAAGAUGAUGGUGUAGAUGAAGGUAUUCAUGGAGGCGAUGAUGGGCAGGCAGAAGGAGCUGAUGAUGGGCAGGCUAGUGAAAAGCCAGAUAACAUUUUUAUCACAGAUGAGAUGGGUAAAGAGCAUGUAAUUGAUGAAGAAUACCUCACUGAUGAACUGGAUAGUGGGGCAGAUGAUGACAGUUGUGAUGAUAGACCAACUACAAUUAGGUUCAAAGAAGAUGAUGGUUUGAGUAAGAACUUCAAAUUCAAGGUUGGGAUGGAAUUCUCUUCACUCAAACAGUUUAAGAAAGUAGUCCUAGAGCACAAUGUGUUGAAUGGGAGAGAAGUGAAGUUUGAAAAGAAUGAUGCUGAUAGGUGUAGGGUGGUAUGUAAUGAAAAGAAGAUAUGUAACUAUACUGUCUUGUGUAGUAGGGUUUUGAAGACUACCACUUUUAGGAUCAAGACUUUGUUUCACAAGCACAAGUGUGGAAGGCAUUUCUUUAACAAAAGUGCCAAAGCUGAAUGGGUUGCAAAGGUGAUAGUUGAUGGUUUGAAGAACAAUACAAAAAUGAAGUUGAAUGAGGUUGUGGCAGAUGUAAGGCUUAAGUAUGCAACUGAAAUUCCUGGAUGUAGAGCUUUCAAAGCAAGACAGUUGGCUAGAAGAAUAGUGGAAGGUGACUCUAGCAAGCAGUAUAGUUUAUUAUGGUCAUAUGGUGCUGAGUUGAGAAGAGAAUCAUCAGGAAAUACUUUCAAGUUAAACACUAUGACACCUGCUCCUGGGCUGCAACCUAGAUUUGAGAGAUGUUACAUGUGCUUUGAUGGAAGCAAAAAGGCUCUGAUAAAAGCUUGCAGACCUUUCAUUGGUUUAGAUGGCUGUCACUUGAAAAACAAGUAUGGUGGUAUACUACUAAUUGCAGUUGGACGUGACCCUAAUGAUCAAUACCUGCCUAUUGCUUUUGGUGUUGUGGAGACAGAAUCAAAGGACACUUGGAGUUGGUUUAUGAAGUUGCUCAUUGAAGACAUUGGAGAACAAAGAUGGUGUUUUAUUUCUGAUCAGCAAAAGGGCCUGGUAAAUGUAUUUGAAGAAGAGUACCCAGGGCUGGAACACAGGUUUUGCCUACGUCAUUUGUAUGCAAACUUCAAGAAGAAGUUUGGAGGAGGAACCUUAUUUAGAGACUUAAUGAUGGCUGCUGCUAAGUCCACUUAUUAUGAAGCACAUGAAGCUAAAAUGCUUGAAAUAAAGAAUGCAAGCUUGGAAGCAUAUGAAUAG